AUGUCAGCCCUAGACCUCGGAGACCAGGUGCUGGACCGGACCACGCCGCCCUCCCCCGUGAUGACCCCCUCCCGCCCCAGCGCCGGGGGUACCAAGCUGCGAGAUAGCUGCCACGCGUGUGCCACAUCCAAGAUCAAAUGCCCCAAGGAGAAGCCGGCAUGCUCCAAGUGUGAGGCACGAGGCAUCAAGUGCCAAUACUUUUUUGCAAAGCGCCCGGGGCGGAGGCGCGAGAACAGCACCGGUGGUCAUCCAAACGGCUCUACCGGCAAAGAUAACACCAACUUCCACAUCUCCUCAUCCAACUUCAAGCCUAGCACCCGAGAUGGGGACACAAUCGAAAUCACAGAAUGUUCUCCCGGGGCUGCCGCAGCUCCCCCCAUCGGUUUACCGGAGACCAUCAGCUUUCCCGAUACACCUCCAAACUUCACGAUUUCGAUUUCUCCCAUGACAGAUACUCCUCUUGGAACGUUCUCAUCAAACCUCUUUUCCGUGAUUGGGGACUCGGGUCUGUUCGCAAAUUUACCAGAUUUUGAUCCUGACAUCGACGACAUGGAUUUCGUUAUUGCGGAUCCCUUGAAUUUUGAACGUCCUCUCGUAGACGGUGAAACCGCUACCCGACCCCCAAAUGACAUUGGUUCACUUCUCAUGCCGGACGAGAGCGUGGAUUUUAGCCUUGGCACGUCGGAAAUCGAUGAGCUCGCCAGUGCAUUUUUUACGGGAUCCUCAGGGGCAUCCUCGCUUACCUCUAGUAGCGUUCAAACGCCGUCCAUUGCAAGGUCGAGUGCGGUACGUGCCACUACCGCCACCAACUCGCCAUGUGGCUGCGUGGCACAGGCACUUGAUCUUUUAAAAACGCUUUCUUCGACUCACUCCAAGUUCGCCGGCACGGAUCUGGCGUCCUCGUGGUCAAACGUCAACGAUUCGGGCAUUGUCGAGAGUGUACUGUCCGAGAACAAAAACCAUAUCGAGACAGUAACCAGCAUGCUUUCAUGCAUUUCAUGCAUUGAGAAUGCCUUCCUACUUGCUAUCAUCUCCAUGAUCGGGCUCAAAAUUUUGGAGCGAUACGCCAGUGAGGCACGAAUACAAAGUUCUGGCUCAAGAGCGGGCAGCGUGGAGCCUGACACGGGACUGAGGUCAGCCAGCAGCAUUAUAUCGAGCAGCAGCAUGGACCAUUAUAUUAGGGCGCUGGGCCGUACAUAUAACAAAGACAGCGCUGCCAAUGGUCGCAUACCCGCCCAACUUGUACUCAGCGAACUGCACCGCGUGCAACGACUGGUGAAUCAGCUAUCAUCAAAACUUAUAGGUCCUAGAGGGAAUGGCCGUGGCCUGGGUCAAGAAUGUUCAGACCGCCACAGCGGAGCAGAAGAUAAUGACAGGGCGGUAGCAACGUUCUUUUCUUCUAGUACGUUAGCUCAGAUGGAGAGCGACUUGCGCAAAAGCCUUAGUUCGUUGUCCGCGGAUAUCAUCAACCGAUUGCGACAAAAUUAA
Penicillium robsamsonii is the source of this 1488-nucleotide messenger RNA. It is a transcript of the gene tpcE, whose product is annotated as Zn(II)2Cys6 domain-containing transcription factor tpcE. The record is from RefSeq and is a predicted model, not a curated record. Gene Ontology annotation, molecular function: DNA-binding transcription factor activity, RNA polymerase II-specific; DNA binding; zinc ion binding. The transcript has a single exon. Gene Ontology annotation, biological process: regulation of DNA-templated transcription; aflatoxin biosynthetic process. Gene Ontology annotation, cellular component: nucleus. The coding region runs from base 1 to 1488 and encodes 495 amino acids. NCBI's taxonomy places the organism in Eukaryota, Fungi, Ascomycota, Eurotiomycetes, Eurotiales, Aspergillaceae.